AUGGCCCAGGCAUCAACCGCAACCUUCGUUGCCAGCCGUGGCCAGCCGGCGUAUCUGUCCGUCGUUAUCGUGCCUUCCGCAGCUCCGAUAAGGCUCGACGACGAGCCAAACCACUUCCGUCAUCCUCCUUCCCGUCGUCGCGCUCCUCCAAAGCUUCUCAAGGCUGACAUCAACUCGAGCUACGCCAGCAAGCAUGUCGAACGUACGUACAGCAUGACUGAUCCAACGUACACAGUCUUCGUCCGGCUGCCCAUUGUCCGGGGCGAGUUCACGGAUCCCCCUCCGGCCAACUGGGAUUCCACCAAGGACGAUGAGCUGUGGAACAUCCUCUCUGGCGCAGCCAAGACGGAAAUCGACUGGAAUGAUCUAGCCUCCCACUUCGACGUGACCGUCGACUUUCUCCUGCAACAGGUAGCCUACCUCACCGAACGACACGCCGCCCAGCUUCGAGCCCAGGUCCGCAAAGCGACGGCCGCCGCCAAAGGCUCCGCUGCCCCCUCCCCGAUCCCCGGCGCCGAGCCUCACUCCCACCAGAGGACCGUCUCCGCCCUCUCCAUCCGCCGCGACUCGCCCCUUCCUCGCAACGAUGGAAGCACCCCAGCGACACCCAUCACGACAUCCCUCCGACCGAACAUCUCUCGCAACGCCUCCGCGGGCACCAUAACACGCAACCUCGGCGGCGAGAGCACCACUGCUCGCCAGAGCAAGCCCGCAGCUUCGCGGCCAUCAAACGAGAACCAGCGCCGCCGCCUGUCUUCCCUGCCCAUACAGACCACACCCCGAAGCCCCGAACCGGCGUCGCCUCCCGACGAGUCCAGCUCUCCUACAUCGUCCGAUGACGAGUCCAGCCCGGCACAGUCGCGCAUCAUCCGCCGCCCUCCUCGCUUCCAACAGCGAGACGGAGGUGUCGAUCUGGAUGAUGAAGAUGACGACACCGAGCCCGCCUUCCUGCAAUACAAACCCCAAUCAUCCAACACUUCAGCGCAGGACAUGGGAUCUACGCUUAGGGGCGACCCCCGGAAUGCCCGACGAACUGCCAAAGGCAAGGAGAGGAUUCACCAUUCGGAGACCUCAGACUCGUCGACCAGUUCGCCUGCAAUGGUAUCCCGUGUACAGUCGGGAUCAGACCGUCGACCAGCAGGACCGCUCUCUCCUCGCCGCCCAGCCGAGUUGUCUGGCAAGAGCCCCAGUUCUAAGAGCAAGGGGUACUCUCGCGAUGGCAGUGACGGGACACCAAGCAUGGGGAGUAGCUUUAGUGACUUGGAUGACGCAUCGGUGACCCAGUCCGCUCUCGAGGAGGCCCUCGCGAGUAAGAUGCAAGACGGCGCCAUCGGGAGCAGGUUCAGCAUCAGUCAAGCGUUUAGGAGUCGCUACAUGCCCAAGCCUGGUCAGCAGUAG
Molecule: messenger RNA, 1398 nt
Organism: Colletotrichum karsti
Lineage: Eukaryota; Fungi; Ascomycota; Sordariomycetes; Glomerellales; Glomerellaceae
Exons: 5
Coding region: 1-1398 (465 amino acids)
Biological process (GO): autophagosome assembly
Cellular component (GO): phagophore assembly site
Source: RefSeq, a predicted model, not a curated record